This is a messenger RNA of Megalops cyprinoides (Indo-Pacific tarpon), 2568 nucleotides long. RefSeq names its product piwi-like RNA-mediated gene silencing 1 (gene piwil1). The record is from RefSeq and is a predicted model, not a curated record. Gene Ontology annotation, biological process: regulatory ncRNA-mediated gene silencing. Gene Ontology annotation, molecular function: piRNA binding; protein binding. The transcript is spliced from 20 exons. The coding region runs from base 1 to 2568 and encodes 855 amino acids. Gene Ontology annotation, cellular component: P granule. NCBI's taxonomy places the organism in Eukaryota, Metazoa, Chordata, Actinopteri, Elopiformes, Megalopidae.
AUGACUGGAAGAGCAAGAGCUCGGUCGAGGGGACGAGCCCGCGGACAGGAGACCGGGCCUCCGGGGGUGCCCCCGUCCGAGGAGUCUGCGCGGCCAGCUCAACCGCAGCCUGAGAGCGAGCUUGUGGGGCGAGGCCGGCAGAAAACGGCACCUGGUGCAGUGUCAAAGGAAGCUGUCCUUCAGAUUUCUGCUGGCUUCCAGCAAGUGAAGAUUGGAGAACGAGGUGGGCGUCGCCGUGACUUUCACGAUGCGGGAAUUAACACCAGGCAGGCCAUGGAACACGUCAAGGAGUCAAAGACCGGUGUCUCGGGGUCUCCCAUCGAGCUGCGGGCGAACUUUUUCCGCAUCGUGUCCCGGCCCCAGUGGGUGCUCUACCAGUACCACGUGGACUUCAACCCCCCGAUGGAGUCGCGCCGUCUGCGCUCGGCACUCCUGUUCAUGCAUGAGGAGACGCUGGGCACGGCGCGUACCUUCGACGGGGCCAUCCUCUUCCUCCCGAUCAGACUCCACAACACGGAGACCGUGCUGCACAGCGAGACCAGGCACGGCGAGAAGGUGCAGAUCACCGUCACUCUGACCAACGAGCUGCCCCCCACCUCGCCCGUGUGCCUGCAGUUCUACAACAUCAUCUUCAGAAGGGUGCUGCGGAUGCUGAACAUGCAGCAGAUCGGCCGCCAUUACUACAACCCCAACGACCCCCUCAACAUCCCCCAGCACAGGCUGACCAUCUGGCCGGGCUUCACCACCACGAUCCUGCAGUACGAGUCGAGCAUCAUGCUGUGCACGGACGUGAGCCACAAGGUGCUGCGCAGCGAGACGGUGCUCAGCCUCAUGUCCAGCCUGCGGCAGCAGUGCGGCGACGAGCGCUUCGCCGAGGUCUGCACCAAGGAGCUGGUCGGGCUCAUCGUGCUCACCAAGUACAACAAUAAAACAUACCGAAUUGAUGACAUUGCAUGGGACCAUACCCCAAAUAACACCUUCAAGAGAGGAGACACCGAGAUCUCCUUCAGGAAUUACUACAAGACACAAUAUGGUCUAGACAUCACUGAUGGUAACCAGGCACUACUUAUCAGCUACGUCAAGAAAAGGGGGCCCGCUGGAGCUCCGCCCCCUGGACCGGCCUUGCUUGUACCGGAGUUAUGCUACCUAACAGGACUGACGGACAAAAUGCACAGCGACUUCAGCAUCAUGAGGGACCUUUCGUCCCACACCAGACUGACCCCAGAACAGCGGGAGAGCCGACUCAACAGAUUCAUCAGCAGCAUCCAUAAGAACCCGGAAGCUCAGGCGGAGCUGAACACCUGGGGCCUGAACUUUGACAACAAGCUGGUCAGCGUGAAGGCCCGGGUGCUGCCUGCGGAAAGGAUUGUGCAGGGUCAGAGGACGUUUGAGUAUAACCCGUGGGCUGCCGACUGGUCCAAGGAGAUGAGGGGACUGCCUCUGAUCAGAAGUCUUCCCCUGGAGAAUUGGCUGAUGUUCUACACCCGACGCAACGGCGACAUGGCCCAGUCCCUGCUGCAGACGCUGGGCAGAGUGUCCCAGCCUCUGGGCAUCAGGAUGCAGAGGGCUGUCAUGAUUGAGUAUGAAGACAGGCAGGACUCUCUGCUGAGGGCCCUGCAGCACAACGUAGGCCCAGGCACUCGGAUGGUGGUGGUCAUUCUCCCCACCAACCGCAAAGACAAGUACGACUGUGUGAAGAAGUACCUGUGCGUGGAGUGUCCGACGCCCAGCCAGUGCGUGGUGGCUCGCACCCUGAGCCGGCCCCAGGCCCUCAUGACCAUCGCCACCAAGAUCGCCCUGCAAAUGAACUGCAAGAUGGGGGGCGAGCUGUGGAGUGUGGAGAUCCCGCUCAAGCACCUGAUGAUCGUGGGGAUCGACUGCUACCACGACACGUCUGCCGGAAAGAGGUCCAUCGGUGCCCUGGUGGCCAGCCUGAACCAGGGCAUGUCAAGAUGGUUCUCCAGGUGCGUGUUGCAGGACCGUGGGCAGGAGAUCAUGGACGGCCUGAAGGUGGCGCUGCAGGACGCUCUGAAGGCCUGGCUCAAGUACAACAACUGCCUGCCGGCCCGGAUCAUCAUGUACAGAGACGGCGUGGGGGACGGCAUGCUGCAGACUGUGGUCAGCUACGAGGUCCCGCAGAUUAUGGAAUGCCUCAGGGCCCUGGGGCAAGACUACAUGCCUAAGCUCUCGGUGGUGGUUGUGAAGAAGCGGAUCAGCACCAGGUUCUUUGCGCGGAUCGAUGGGAAGCUGGCGAACCCGCCUCCCGGCACGGUCAUCGACACGGAGGUCACGCGCCCCGAGUGGUACGACUUCUUCAUCGUCAGCCAGGCCGUUCGCCUGGGAAGCGUCGCCCCCACUCACUACAACGUGGUGUUUGACAGCAACGGCCUGAAGCCAGACCACAUGCAGCGCCUCACCUACAAGCUUUGCCACAUGUACUACAACUGGCAGGGGAUUAUCCGAGUACCCGCGCCCUGCCAGUACGCCCACAAGCUGGCCUUCCUCGUGGGCCAGAGCAUCCACAGGAGCCCUAACAUGAACCUGGAUGACUUCCUCUACUACCUGUGA